Molecule: messenger RNA, 3567 nt
Organism: Rangifer tarandus platyrhynchus (Svalbard reindeer)
Lineage: Eukaryota; Metazoa; Chordata; Mammalia; Artiodactyla; Cervidae
Source: the annotation of a GenBank genome assembly
AUGGACCUGCCCAGGGGCCUCCUGGUGGCCUGGGCCCUCAGCCUGUGGCCAGGGUUCACGGCCACCUUCAACAUGGACACCAAGAAGCCCCGAGUCAUCCCGGGCUCCAGGGCCGCCUUCUUUGGCUACACGGUGCAGCAGCAUGACAUCAGCGGCAGGAAGUGGUUGGUUGUUGGCGCCCCACUGGAAACCAACGGCCACCAGAAGACAGGAGACGUGUACAAGUGUCCAGUGACCGAAGGGAACUGCACCAAGCUCAACCUGGGAAGGGUCACCCUAUCCAACGUGUCCGAGAGGAAGGACAACAUGCGUCUCGGCCUGAGCCUGGCCACCAACCCCAAGGACAACAGCUUCCUGGCCUGCAGCCCCCUCUGGUCGCACGAGUGUGGGAGUUCCUACUACACCACAGGGAUGUGUUCACGAGUCAACUCCAACUUCAGGUUCUCCAAGACUGUGGCCCCAGCUCUCCAAAGGUGCCAGACUUACAUGGACAUCGUCAUUGUCCUGGACGGUUCCAACAGCAUCUACCCCUGGGUGGAGGUUCAGCACUUCCUCAUCAACAUCCUGAAGAAGUUUUACAUUGGCCCCGGGCAGAUCCAGGUUGGAGUCGUGCAGUAUGGAGAAGACGUGGUACACGAAUUUCACCUCAACGACUACAGGUCUGUAAAGGACGUGGUGGAAGCUGCCAGCCACAUUGAGCAGAGAGGAGGAACAGAAACCCGGACAGCAUUUGGAAUUGAAUUUGCCCGAUCAGAGGCUUUCCAGAAGGGCGGAAGGAAAGGGGCCAAGAAGGUGAUGAUUGUCAUCACAGAUGGGGAGUCCCACGACAGUCCAGACCUAGAGAAGGUGAUCCAGCAAAGCGAGAGGGACAACGUGACCAGAUACGCCGUGGCCGUCCUGGGCUACUACAACCGCAGGGGGAUCAAUCCAGAAGCUUUUCUGAACGAAAUUAAAUACAUCGCCAGUGACCCCGACGACAAGCACUUCUUCAACGUCACUGAUGAGGCAGCCCUGAAGGACAUUGUCGAUGCCCUGGGGGACAGGAUCUUCAGCUUGGAAGGCACAAAUAAGAAUGAAACCUCCUUCGGGCUGGAGAUGUCACAGACGGGCUUUUCCUCUCACGUGGUGGAGGACGGGAUUCUGCUGGGAGCCGUGGGUGCUUAUGACUGGAACGGAGCUGUGCUGAAGGAGACCAGCAGUGGGAAGGUCAUUCCUCUCCGUGAGUCUUACCUGAAGGAAUUCCCCGAGGAGCUCAAGAACCACGGCGCCUACCUGGGGUACACAGUCACAUCGGUCGUGUCCUCCAGGCAGGGGCGGGUGUACGUGGCUGGAGCCCCCCGGUUCAACCACACAGGCAAAGUCAUCCUGUUCACUAUGCACAACAACCGGAGCCUCACCAUCCACCAGGCCCUGCAGGGCGAGCAGAUAGGUUCCUACUAUGGGAGCGAGAUCACCUCGGCGGACGUGGAUGAAGACGGUGUGACUGAUGUCCUGCUGGUGGGCGCGCCCAUGUACUUCAGCGAGGGCGGAGAGCGGGGCAGGGUGUACGUCUAUAACCUGAGACAGGACCUGUUUGUUUACAAUGGAACGUUGAAGGAUUCCCAUGGUUACCAGAACGCCCGAUUCGGCUCCUCCAUCGCCUCCGUUCGGGACCUCAAUCAAGAUUCCUACAACGAUGUGGUGGUGGGAGCCCCUCUGGAAGACAACCACGGGGGUGUCAUCUACAUCUACCAUGGCUUCCAAGGCAGCAUCCUGAAGACACCGAAGCAGAGAAUCACAGCCUCAGAGCUGGCUCCUGGCCUCCAGUAUUUUGGCUGCAGCAUUCACGGGCAACUGGACCUCGAUGAAGACGGACUCGUUGACCUGGCAGUGGGCGCACUUGGCAACGCCGUGAUUUUGUGGUCCCGCCCUGUGGUUCAGAUCAAUGCCAGCCUCCACUUUGAGCCAUCCAAGAUCAACAUCUUUCACAGGGAUUGCAAACGCAGCGGCAGAGAUGCCACCUGCCUGGCUGCCUUCCUCUGCUUCACGCCCGUCUUCCUGGCACCCCAUUACCAAACUGCGACAGUCGGCAUCAGGUAUAAUGCCACCAUGGAUGAGAGGCGGUACACACCACGGGCCCACCUGGAUGAGGGCGGCGACCGGUAUACCAACAGGGCCGCCCUGCUCUCCUCUGGCCAGGAACACUGUGAGCGCAUCAACUUCCACGUGCUGGACACCGCUGACUACGUGAAGCCAGUGACCUUCUCGAUCGAGUAUUCCCUGGAGGACCCCGACUACGGCCCCAUGCUGGAUGACGGCUGGCCCACGACCCUCAGGGUCUCGGUGCCCUUCUGGAACGGCUGCAAUGAGGAUGAGCACUGUGUCCCUGACCUCCUGCUAGAUGCCCGCAGUGACCUGCCCACAGCCAUGGAGUACUGCCAGAGGGUGCUGAGGAAGCCUGUGCAGGACUGCUCCGCGUACACGCUGUCCUUCGACACCACGGUUUUCAUCAUAGAGAGCACACGGCGGCGGGUGGCUGUGGAGACCCUGCUGGAGAACAGGGGCGAGAAUGCCUACAGCACCGUCCUCAACAUCUCCCAGUCAGCAAACCUGCAGUUUGCCAGCUUGAUCCAGAAGGAUGACUCAGAUGGCAGCAUCGAGUGUGUGAACGAGGAGAGGAGGCUCCACAAGAAAGUCUGCAACGUCAGCUAUCCUUUCUUCCGGGCCAAGGCCAAGGUCGCUUUCCGUCUGGAUUUUGAGUUCAGCAAAUCCAUCUUCCUGCACCACCUGGAGAUCCAACUCACAGCGGGCAGUGACAGCGAUGAGGAGGAGAGCACCAAGGAAGACAACACGGCCCUUCUGCGCUUCCACCUCAAGUAUGAGGCCGACGUCCUCUUCACCAGGAGCAGCAGCCUGAGCCACUACGAGGUCAAGUCCAACAGCUCCCUGCAGAAAUACCAUGGCACUGGGCCUCCCUUCCACUGCGUUUUCAAGAUCCAAAACUUGGGCUUGUUUCCCAUCCACGGGGUGAUGAUGAAGAUCACCGUUCCCAUAGCCACCAGGGCUGGCAACCGGCUGCUGCUGCCGAGGGACUUCCUCACCGACCAGGUGAACACGUCCUGUAACAUCUGGGGGAACAGCACGGAGUACCGGCAUGCCCCGACGGAGGAGGACUUGAGUCGGGCCCCACAGCUGAAUCACAGCAACUCUGAUGUAGUCUCCAUCAACUGCAACGUGAGACUGAACCCCAACCAGGAAAUCAAUUUCCAUCUGCUGGGGAACCUGUGGUUGAGGUCCUUAAAAGCACUCAAGUACAAGCUGAUGAGAAUCACGGUCCACGCCGCCUUGCAGAGGCAGUUCCACAGCCCAUUCAUCUUCCGCGAGGAGGAUCCCAGCCGCCAGAUCACGUUUGAGAUCUCCAAGCAAGAAGACUCGCAGAUCCCCAUCUGGAUCAUCGUGGGCAGCACCCUGGGGGGCCUCCUGCUGCUGGCCCUGCUGGUCCUGGCGCUCUGGAAGCUCGGCUUCUUCAAAAGUGCCAAGCGCAGGAGGGAGCCCGGCCUGGACCCCACCCCCAAAGUGCUGGAGUGA